Molecule: messenger RNA, 1316 nt
Organism: Suhomyces tanzawaensis NRRL Y-17324
Lineage: Eukaryota; Fungi; Ascomycota; Pichiomycetes; Serinales; Debaryomycetaceae
Exons: 2
Source: RefSeq, a predicted model, not a curated record
AUGUUCCGUUACCGUCUUUCCAAGCUCAAGGCAAGUGUUCGUGCCAAAAAGAAAGAUGAAGGCCCAUUUGUGGCAGUUAUUGAGAACCCGUUAUUCGUCGACGAUUUAAUCCUUGACGAGCUUCGUGAUUUGAGAAGAUUGAAGGCUAUCUUCUCUAGUACUUCAAGAAGAACUCCUGAAUACAAUCUGGGAGACUCUUCGCCAAUGUCGUCUCAGUUUUCCUAUAAAAGUGGUAUCGAAUCUAACGAUACUUCUGUUGCUCCAGUUCGCUCUUCAUGUUCAAUUUUAGAAUUCUGCAUGAAUCCUGAACGUCUUGCAGUUUUCUCUACAAGCUCAAUUCUGGAAAAUAUCCAGAACGAUGAGACUGCUUCAGUCUGUUCUUGUGACUCAGGUUCAGAUUUUUCUGAUGAAGCAUCUGAAUUUGCAUCCAUUAGAGCCAUAAAGUCAGUUCCAGAGAGAAUUGAUUCGUCUGAGACCGUUGAAGUUUGCUCUUGUGACUUAGAUCUAGAGAUCAUCCAAGACGAUGAAACUUCCAAACGCACUUCCAAUUCGGCUGUGCAGUCAAUCCCAGAGAUAAUUGUAUCCUCUAAUACUGGUGCACAUUGCUCUUCUAGAUCAGAGCCCGAGAAUAUCCAUGUUGAUGAAGCUUCGGAAUGCGCUUCCAGUUGGGAUAUGGAGUCUAUCCAAGAGAUAAUUGGCUCUUCCAGGGCUUCUGAAUGCGUUUUAAUACCACUACCAGAGGGUGAGGCUGAUCUAAAGAGAGAAUUGAAGGGGUUGUUACUACAUCUAGAAAAUGUUAAGGAGCAAUUAUAUGAGUUGUGGCUUACUGAAGGCUCAAAUCAUCCUUUCUACUCCUUGUUGGACUCUCAAAGGUUGACCACUGAAUCUGAGAUAUGUGCAAUCAAUUCGAAGCUAAACGCUUCUCUUGAUCAGGCUAGCGAUAUCCAUGAAGAGGACCACAAAAUAAUUCAAAAUGAACCUGAUUCACCAAUUGUGAAUGAUCUUGCCUUACCCAAAAAAAGCUCCGAGGCGAGUGAAACCAAUCUCAAGAACGAGUUGGAGAGGUUGUUAAAGGAUCAAGAACGUAAUAAAGUGGAGUUAGCUCGCUGUACAGCGGCUUUGGGAACAGAUAACCUUAUAGAACGCAUGCCAGAGAUCCUGCACUUGAAAUUUAAGCAGCGUCAAAUUGCUCUGCAGAUUUCUAAAAUCAAUUCCAAGUUAAAUGCUGCUCAAGCUUUUCCUAUUGCCGAUAAUCUAGCUGUGUCCAAAAAAAGCUCCGAUAAGCAUGAGGCUGAUCUCAAGAAAGAGUUGGAGAA